Microsporum canis CBS 113480 is the source of this 1326-nucleotide messenger RNA. RefSeq names its product erythrocyte band 7 integral membrane protein. Gene Ontology annotation, cellular component: membrane. The transcript has 2 exons. The coding region runs from base 1 to 1326 and encodes 441 amino acids. NCBI's taxonomy places the organism in Eukaryota, Fungi, Ascomycota, Eurotiomycetes, Onygenales, Arthrodermataceae. The record is from RefSeq and is a predicted model, not a curated record.
AUGGAGGUGGCCUCCAGAUCGAUACUACGGCGGCGCGCCCUUGAGUCUCAACUACUACUGCGGCGGCCUUCCUACCUUGCCUCGCUGGCUACAACCUCCCAUCCCAUCACAAGGCGGCACUUCAGCUCAACACCACGACGGACAGCAGACCCUAACCAUGGGCCCUUCUUUGGCCUGGGUGCCGGUGGAUCGCCGCCCAUGGGCACUCCCACGACCUACUUUUCCAACCGCCCUUCGUUGCCCGCAAACACGAUAAUCAGAUUUGUGCCUCAGCAGACAGCAUGGAUAGUAGAGCGGAUGGGGAAAUUUAACCGGAUUCUCGAGCCCGGGCUGGCUAUUCUCGUCCCAUUCCUUGAUAGGAUCGCAUACGUGAAGAGUUUGAAGGAGGCAGCUAUCGAGAUCCCAAGCCAGAAUGCUAUUACCGCAGACAACGUGACCUUGGAACUGGACGGCGUGCUGUAUACCAGAGUCUUUGACGCUUAUAAAGCUAGUUACGGCGUGGAGGAUGCUGAAUAUGCGAUAUCUCAGCUGGCACAGACGACGAUGCGAUCUGAGAUCGGUCAACUGACACUGGACCAUGUCCUGAAGGAGCGUGCGGUUCUAAACACGAAUAUAACACAAGCCAUCAAUGAGGCCGCGCAGGACUGGGGUGUGACCUGUCUCCGGUACGAGAUCAGAGACAUCCACGCUCCUGAGGGAGUUGUGGAAGCGAUGCACCGCCAGGUAACGGCGGAAAGAUCGAAACGUGCCGAGAUCCUAGACUCCGAAGGUCAAAGACAGAGUGCAAUCAACAUCGCAGAAGGUCGUAAACAGUCAGUCAUCCUUGCCUCCGAGGCCAUAAAGGCAGAACAGAUUAACAAGGCCAUGGGUGAGGCUGAAGCUAUCCGCUUGAGGGCUGAGGCCACCGCCCGUGGAAUCGAUGCUGUUGCAGCAGCUAUCCAGGAAGGCCAGGAAGCCGCUCGUGGAGCAAUUAGCCUUUCUGUAGCUGAGAAGUACGUCGAUGCCUUCUCCAAACUUGCAAAGGAAGGUACGGCUGUUGUUGUACCUGGUAACGUCGGUGAUAUGGGCGGUAUGAUAGCCAGUGCGAUGGCUGUCUAUGGAAAAGUCUCGGAGGGACAGGCCAAGACGAUAGCUGCGAAGGCCCUCCAGGCUGGUGAGUCAACCGCCCAAAAGGAAACUACUUUCAAUGCGCACACUGCUACAAGCAAGGCUACCAACUUUGAAGCCGGAGAGAAUAACUCGACGGACACCUCCGGAACGGGCCAUGGCAAUGUAGCUGAAAGUGUCCUGGGUGGAUUCGAACAGGCCAGCCAUCGAGACCGGUAG